AUUCGAUGUACAUGGGCUUAGUCAUCUCAAUGGCGCCCUUCAAGUUUCAUCGUCCGCCGUCCUUUCUGAGUCAUUCCAUCUACUCAUCUACAUAUUUAGGCAGCUAAUCUUCAUGUUAGAAUAUGAAAUCGUACGCAUUACGAAUCAAGCGUUUGCGAGACUUUAACAUCCAUUGUUAUAAACACAUCAAACGUUGCAGACACUCUGCAGCAUGGAUACACCUUUGAAAAGAGAUAAGCGCAAAUCGUCUGCACUGGAAGAAUCAUCAAUAUUAUUCGACGAGAAUGAGUCGACGGAAGUGAAACUGGCCAUUCUCUCUUCAGUGCACCCAAAUAUUAGUCAGGAAGCUCUAUUAGAAGCGCUUUUGGCACAUGACGGCUCUGUUCAGGCAGCUUCUGCUUCUUUAGCUGAGGAUCGAUCCGGAUCACCUAAGAAGCCGAAGACUACCGCCACGAUUGGUUGUCAAACUUCUUUACGGUCGUUUGCAUAUCCAUACUCAACUGAAGAACGAUCCGUGUCGCCUAAAAAGGCAAGGCGACUCUCUAAGAAAGGAGCAACCCUUCACUUAUAUGAUCCCGAAGAUAUAGCUGAGCAUACGCCUUGUACUGUAGUUCAUAAUUUCCUGCCACCAGAUGAAGCCAGCGCUCUUCUCAAGGAAAUGUUACACGAAUCAGAGUCAUUCGAACAAAUCACUUUCAAGUUAUUUGACAACGUCGUCCAAAGUCCUCAUACAUCCGGCUUCUACGUGGGGACGGAAGCAGAGAUCAACACCCAGAAGCACGACUACUUCUAUAACGGGGCUAAGUUAGAAGACGUCCGACGCAUCACACCUCAACUUCUGCAUGUCAGGCCAAAAGUCCAAGAGGCUGUAAAUAGAGAAAUCGAAACCCGCAUUAAGACUCGGUACCCCGGAGGACGAAAGCUCAAGUAUCAAUCUCCUGAUUCUUGGUCACCAAACUGUGCAUUCGUUAAUUGUUAUGAUGGGCCAAAGCAAAAUGUCGGUUACCAUACUGAUCAGCUCACAUACCUAGGCCCAAGAGCUGUCAUAGGUUCACUUUCUCUGGGAGUUGCGAGAGAAUUUCGUGUCAGAAGGAUCGUGCCAAAGGACGACAACACCAACCCGGAUGACCCUGACGCCGAAGGACAGAUUUCUAUACACCUCCCCCACAAUUCACUUUUGGUCAUGCACGCUGAGAUGCAGGAAGAAUGGAAACAUUGCAUUGUUCCAGCGCAAGCAAUCGACCCUCACCCUAUCGCGGGCAAUCGGAGGAUUAAUAUCACCUAUCGCCACUAUAAACCAGCAUUUCACCCAAGGUACACGCCAAAGUGUAAAUGCAAGAUCCCUGCUGUAUUGAGGGUCGUCCAGAAGAAAAAGGGGACACAGGGGAGGUAUUUUUGGAUGUGCUAUGGUGGAAAUGUGCCUGGCAAGGAAAAUUGUUCGUUUUUCCAAUGGGCCGAAUUCGACGAUGAUGGAAAUCCUAAGUGGGAUAAGACUCGUUAUAAAACCAUUCGGAACGAUAAUAUCCCCAACGAUUCGGUAAUAUGACAUUACGUACCUAUAUCGUUCGAGAGGCUGUGAUAAGCAACCCCUAUCAACAGGUUGACCUCAUCCUCAACGGAAGACUCUAAUAAGAGAGAAGUCAAGUCACGUUCGGGAGGGCUAUCGCAAAUGCGAUUUCCAUUUUGAAUACCCUAUACUUGAGUGGGGAUAAAGCUUAUAUUCAUACACGUGCAGGAGAUAAGUCUGUCCUCCUACCACCCGCCAUUUUGUUGGACUUCGGCCUGUCUUUAUUUAAUCGUUACUUCUUACGGCUCGACAUAACGAGGCAGGGUCGUAUUGUAGCCAUCGAA
Molecule: messenger RNA, 1851 nt
Organism: Annulohypoxylon truncatum
Lineage: Eukaryota; Fungi; Ascomycota; Sordariomycetes; Xylariales; Hypoxylaceae
Exons: 1
Coding region: 212-1546 (444 amino acids)
Biological process (GO): DNA alkylation repair; DNA repair
Cellular component (GO): nucleus
Molecular function (GO): ubiquitin binding; zinc ion binding; dioxygenase activity
Source: RefSeq, a predicted model, not a curated record